GCGCGAAACACGUCAAUCUCUCUUCAAACCACAAAAACGCAGUGUUUGAACAAAACUGCUUUCUCUAUAUAUACCCAAACAAUCUCAACCCUCUAUAACCCUCUAACCCUAUCUCUCUCUCUAUCUCUAUCUAUACAUAUCCUUUAUCUUUGCACCACACGUUUAAACCUCUGGGCUUGGCAAGUUUUGGCCUUUUCAUUCAUUCAGAUGGCCAUUCCCUACCCCCAUUUCAUCGACACCGAGAAGGCCGCCAUGGACGCCGGCCUUCUCCUCCCUUCCUCCUCCCGCUCCCCCUCUGUCAUAUUCACCCAAGAUGACCUCAAGAAGAUCGCCGCCUACAAGGCCGUCGAGUACGUCGAAUCCGGCAUGGUUCUCGGCCUUGGCACUGGCUCCACCGCCAAGCACGCCGUCAACCGCAUCGGCGAGCUUCUCCGCCAGGGCAAGCUCAAAGACAUCGUUGGAAUACCCACCUCCAAGAUAACCCACGAACAGGCACUCUCCCUCGGGAUCCCCCUUUCCGAUCUUGACUCCCACCCUGUUGUCGAUCUGGCCAUUGACGGCGCCGACGAGGUUGACCCCUUUUUCAACCUCGUCAAGGGUCGCGGUGGCUCCCUCCUGAGGGAGAAGAUGGUGGAGAGCGCGUGCAAGAAGUUUAUUGUCAUUGUUGAUGAGUCCAAGCUUGUGAACUAUGUAGGGGGGAGUGGAUUGGCCAUGCCCGUUGAGGUUAUUCGGUUUUGUUGGAAGUUCACUGCCGAGAGGUUGCGCAAGCUGUUUGAGGAGGCUGGGUGUGUUGCCAAGCUUAGGACUGUUGGGGAGAAGGAGGAACCCUAUGUCACGGACAAUGGGAACUUCAUUGUGGAUUUGUAUUUCAAGAGGAGUAUUGGCGAUUUGAAGGUUGCCAGUGACGCAAUUCUGCACCUUGCUGGGGUGGUAGAGCAUGGCAUGUUUCUAGAUAUGGCUACCACGGUUAUUGUGGCAGGGGAGCUGGGCUUGACGGUGAAGAAUAAGUAGUUUUUGAGGCUUUGGAAGAGGGUUAGGAGAAUGAAGGUGUUCUUUGGAAGCAUUGAAAGAUCCAAGGCAAGCUGCAAAUACUUCUAAGCUACCAUGUGGUCCUUGUUCUGUGAUUUCUUGCAUUUAUACACAUUAUGUGACCGAAGAUAAGAGAUUUUAGUGCUUACAUUUAUGUUUGAUAUUAUACUGCGUCUUAUUGAUUCAUGGUUAUUCAAUUACUGGACUGAUUGAAUUUUAUUUCGACCUAAUGGUGUUAGACAAGAUACUGCCAGUUGCCACAGUUAAUGUUGUGGCGUAUUUGGUUGCACAUUGCAAUUGACGCAUAAAAGUGUUGUAUGCUUGCCCUUGAGAGUUGACAUUACAAAUAUUGGUUAUCGUGCUACUCUACUAGUGUUACUUGAAGCUACAAGUGAAGUGCAAAUAGAUACACUAGUAUGAUGAUACUUCUGAAGAACUGGAAUUGUUGCAGAGGACCUGUAAAAAUGCAUUUCGUUUAUAUUCAAAAACAAAACCCUUACCUGCCAAGUUCAAUAAAAAUCAACGCUUCUCUUGUACGACAUAACAUUUUCCAUUUCAAUAUAUUAAUGUCUUAGCCAUUAGUUCAGCAUUUAUCUUUUGAAGUAAAUUUCCUAAUCUCCUAUCACAUUCUUAUUGUUUUACUUUCUAUGCCAAUUUCCAAGCACGUUCUUAUUUAUUUUUUAGAGUUGGGUAUUUGUAUCAUGAUUGGGUUUUCAUUUAUAUAUAUUGAAUGUCCUUGUCAGUGUUAUGAUGUGCAUGUCUAUAUUGUUAUCUUUCUACUUUUCCUAUACAUUGGAC
Molecule: messenger RNA, 1827 nt
Organism: Vigna angularis (adzuki bean)
Lineage: Eukaryota; Viridiplantae; Streptophyta; Magnoliopsida; Fabales; Fabaceae
Product: probable ribose-5-phosphate isomerase 2
Exons: 2
Coding region: 208-1011 (267 amino acids)
Biological process (GO): pentose-phosphate shunt, non-oxidative branch
Molecular function (GO): ribose-5-phosphate isomerase activity
Source: RefSeq, a predicted model, not a curated record